Messenger RNA from Phlebotomus papatasi, 1571 nucleotides. RefSeq names its product tRNA (guanine(10)-N2)-methyltransferase homolog. Gene Ontology annotation, biological process: methylation. The record is from RefSeq and is a predicted model, not a curated record. Gene Ontology annotation, cellular component: cytoplasm. The transcript has 3 exons. Lineage: Eukaryota; Metazoa; Arthropoda; Insecta; Diptera; Psychodidae. Gene Ontology annotation, molecular function: nucleic acid binding. Bases 93 to 1520 code for a protein of 475 amino acids.
GAAACCCCUUGGCAUCCGUGUGUUUUUGUUUACAAAGUGAACUCAUGCUUCUCUCUUCGUAAAAGUUGAAUAACUGAAGAAUUAAUGAAGAAAUGUCCCGGAACUUGAGGAAAUAUAUUCUGUGGUUUGCUCAGGAGCAUGUGGACUUCCGUUUUCCUGAAAUCCAGUCUAUCCUGAAAUUAUUCAACAUCUCGCAGAAUUGGAAGAAACCAGAAAAUCCAGAGCUCCCUUUCUGGAUUAUUGAUCUUCCGGACGAGGAAUCUGCCAGGAAAAUAGCCUCGAGAUCUGUGUCUUUGAGGUGCAUUGUGGAACUCUGGGCUCAUGCUAAGAGUAUCCCAGUGCUGCACAGCCAUGUCAAAGAAGUCAUCCAGAAGAAUCCUCAAUGGGGUCAGACGAUAUUCCACAGAGACUCUUCGUUCCGUAUGAACGUUGAGACUUACAACAAACACAUCAGCCAGGCCGAGAAAGUGGCCAAAAUUGACACAUUCACCUACAUUCCCGUGACUGGAGAUGUUAAUCUUAAAAAUCCCGAUGUCCAGUUCACGUACAUUGAGUUCUUCGGGCUGGAUCCAACUAAUGUUCCUCCUGAACCGGAUGAUGUUCUCUUCGGCCGGUGGAUAGCAGACGGGAGACGAAGUGAUCUCAAGGAACUGUCCCUCAAACGAAGGAAGUUCAUUGGGAACACCUCAAUGGAUCCUCAGUUAUCCCUGCUCAUGGCCAAUCAGGCCCUGAUCCGCGAAGGAGAUCUCAUACUUGAUCCCUUUGUGGGCACAGGAUCGCUCCUGGUGAGUGCAGCACGGUUUGGAGGCUUUGUUCUGGGCACAGAUAUUGACUUCCUAAUGCUCCACGGACGAACGCGUCCUUCCCGGAUAAAACAGAAGGUCCGGGAGAAGGAUGAGUCCAUCAAAGCCAAUUUGACUCAGUACGGCUGUCAGGAUAAGUACCUGGACGUCUGUGUGGCGGAUUUCUCUCUUCCCAUCUGGAACAGCCACCUCUCACUCGAUGCCAUCAUCACUGAUCCUCCGUACGGCAUCCGGGAAGCUACAGCCAAAGUAGCUUCGAAGGAACCGUCCGGUGAAAAGCCCCCCUCACCCGCUCCAGGUACCUUUCACUGCCCAUCUCGCUCCCACUACGACCUGGAGGAUAUCUUCCGGGAUCUCCUGGCCUUCGGAGUGCAGCACCUGAAACUAGGUGGAAGACUCGUGUGCUGGCUUCCAGUCUUCAGGGAAGACUACACUGACUCUUCCCUUCCCAGCCAUCCAUGCAUGGACCUGGUGGCGAAUUCCGAACAGAUCCUAAGCGCUUUUAGCUCCAGGAGGCUUCUGACCUUUGAAAAAGUCGCUGCAGGAGAUGGAAGGGCAGCUAAUGGAGAGCCUUCUGGAGUUCAGUUGAAUUUCAGGAAGAAAUACUUCUUCCACAGUGAAGAAUCCAGGGAGCAGAGGAGACUGCAGAGGGCUCAGCUCAGGCAAAUUGGCCGAGAGGAAGCAGCAAAGCGGAGAAAAGACAGGGAAGCCAGCUAAUUCUUGGAAAAUCAUACAAGUGUCAAAUAAAAAUUUUAAAGUAUGAUAAAA